GGGCGUCACACCGGGUUUGAACGCUCGAGUGCGGUACUGUGGCUGGCCACCAAGACGAGGCGCAUCUCAUCGCCAACACGCCUCUUUUUCUCCAAAUGUAGCUAGCUACGACUCCCAACGAAAUGUAGAGCGUCAGAAACAGCAAAUAAACGUAAAUCGCGUUUCCAAAUUGCGUUUUGCCAGAAAUUAUUGAGAACAAUGGUGAAAUAUUUCACCUGUUCAGGAUUUCUUAAAGGAACAUGGGACCAAGUAUUUCUAGCAUUCUGGCAAAGAUAUCCCAACCCUUACAGUAAUCAUGUUUUGACGGAAGAUAUCGUCUUUCGGGAGGUAACUCCCGACAGCUGCCUAGUAUCCAGACGACUCUUGACCAAAACCAGCCGUGCACCUCGCUGGGCAGAAAAGUUCUUGCCUGCCCACAGGGCAUGCAAAGCCUACAUCGUUGAAGAUUCCAUUGUGGAUCCUCAGAGUAGAACCAUGGUCACUCUCACCUGGAACAUUAGCCAUGCUUACCUCAUGUCUGUGGAGGAGCGAUGUGUGUAUGGAGUCAAUCCUGACAACAGCAACUGGACAGAGAUCAAGAGAGAAGCCUGGAUCUCAUCUAAUCUUUAUGGCCUCUCCAAAGCUGUUCAGGAAUUUGGUCUUGCCCGAUUUAAGACUAGUGUCACGAAGACUAUAAAAGGGUUUGAAUAUGUCUUGGCCAGAAUGCAAGGUGAAACACCCACAAAAACACUGGCAGAGGCAGCCACUGAGAAGGCCAGAGAAAAGGCACUUGCUGCUAAAGAGAAAGCUAAAGACCUGGCAUCCCAAGCACAGAAGCAGCAAUACAUGUGAUGCCUUGUGUAAAUAAAUAAAUAAAUAAAUAAACACCCAUAGCAUUGCUUUCCUUAAUGGAUAUUAAAGGGCUUAUUUUCACAAACUCCAA
Messenger RNA from Electrophorus electricus (electric eel), 922 nucleotides. RefSeq names its product PRELI domain containing 1a (gene prelid1a). Lineage: Eukaryota; Metazoa; Chordata; Actinopteri; Gymnotiformes; Gymnotidae. Gene Ontology annotation, cellular component: mitochondrial intermembrane space. The record is from RefSeq and is a predicted model, not a curated record.